UCCUCGUCGCCCAUCGCUCGAUACAGUGUUUGUAACAUUAUUAUUCUUUAGGGCUUUGGGGACUCGGGGAUUGUCGGCGAUUCCUGCUCCGAAACCUUUUCGAUUAAUUCGCAGCGGCAAGAAGUUUAGCUUGCGUAUUGGCUCAUUAUAGUCUUCUUAGGUAAAGGAACUUAUAAACUUCGACCAUUCUGUGUAAUCAUGGCCAGUUCUCCAGCACCAUUUUCACAUAUUGGCAAAAAGGCCAGAGACCUCUUGACUAAAGAUUACAACUACGAUCACAAGUUUACUCUGUCACUACCAAGCUCCAAUGGAAUGGGACUAACUGCUACAGGUUUGAAGCGGGAUCAAGUUUUUAUUGGUGAUAUCAGUACCCUGUACAAGAGUGGAAGGACAACAGUGGAUGUGAAAGUUGAUACUUAUUCAAAUGUUUCUACCAAAGUGACCGUGAGUGAUAUCUUGCCCACUACCAAGGCCACGUUUAGCUUCAGAAUACCUGACCACAAGUCUGGCAAGCUGGAUGUUCAGUACUUCCAUCCUCAUGCGGCCAUUGAUUCCAGUAUUGGUCUCCACCCCAGUCCUCUUUUGGAAUUUUCAGCUGCAAUCGGUAGUAAGAAUUUUAGUUUAGGUGGUGAUGUGGGAUUUGAUACUACCUCUGCUUCAUUCACAAAGUACAACGCUGGAGUCAGCUUGAAUAAGCCAGACUUUUCUGCGGCUCUUAUACUAACUGACAAGGGACAGGCUCUGAAGGCAUCUUAUGUUCAUUCAUUGGAUCCACUUAAUCAGACUAUGGUAGCUGCCGAAAUGACUCACAAGUUCUCCACCUUUGAAAACUCCUUUACCAUUGGAAGUUCCCAUGUUCUAGAUCCAGUUACGCUUUUAAAAACACGGUUCUCCGACAAAGGAAAAGUUGCCAUGCUUUACCAGCGAGAAUGGAGGCCGAAAUCUCUGGUAACUCUGUCUGCCGAGUACGACUCAAAAGCAGUUAACUCGUCUCCAAAACUAGGCCUUGGUAUUGCUCUCAAGCCAUGAUAUGAGGGAAGCAGUAAGAUUAUUUCGGUGAUUGAAUACCCAUAACUUUGAUGUCGUUAUAAUUUUCCCCAAAAUAUUCAUUACGGAAUUUCACAAUUUGUGUUUGGAAGAGGAGGCAUUCUUCCGUGUAUUCGUGAGAUGUUAUUUCGAGGCAUAAAUAGGAUUAGAGAAACCAAUUUUGGAAAGGAAUGGAUAUUGAGGGACCAACAUUUUGCUUGCAAAGUCCCAUUUUUUCGCCAUUCACUUUGAUUUAUGUCGCAUAAGUGCUAAAGAGACCGACGGACAGAUCUCUCCAGCUUCAGGUUUCUUCAAUAUCAUGAAAUUUCAUUCGGUUUUGUAUUAUUCUUACAUUGUUCAAAUUCCAUUUUCUGAUGUCGGGAAUAAUAUGAACAUUGAAUGGGAUCGCCCCCUCUUUCCUCUC
Momordica charantia (bitter melon) is the source of this 1450-nucleotide messenger RNA. It is a transcript of the gene VDAC4, whose product is annotated as voltage dependent anion channel 4. The record is from RefSeq and is a predicted model, not a curated record. Gene Ontology annotation, molecular function: voltage-gated monoatomic anion channel activity. Gene Ontology annotation, biological process: monoatomic anion transmembrane transport. Lineage: Eukaryota; Viridiplantae; Streptophyta; Magnoliopsida; Cucurbitales; Cucurbitaceae. Gene Ontology annotation, cellular component: mitochondrial outer membrane.